GUCCACAGCAGUCCACAGCAGUACACCUACAUAGUGCUGUGCAUAGAGGACACGAGGCUAGACAACGAGAACCUAGACAAGAAGAUGUCUUCCGCUCUUGUUAGGGCCCUUUCGGUGGGAGCACGGGGUUUCCCUGCCGCGGGGGCAGGCAGGAGAGUGGGUGAAGUGGCCGCGAGAGGGAGAGGAUUGAAGACGAACCCGUACGUCGAGGAGUGGAUGGGGAAGCGAGAAAUUUCGGAGAAGACAUUCACCUUUACGCCCAAGGUCUCCCUCGGACUCUUCAUGGCCAUCGUCGUGUUCCCCGUGGUAGUGUACAGGAACAUCAAGGCCGGCAUGGAGACCAAGGACGCUCAGGAGGGGCGGAAACGAGAAUACUUCUAAGAAGCGAGAGUGCUUCUACGAAACGAGAGUACUUCUAGGAAGAGCACGAAGAAGCUGUUCUCCUGGAACUAACAACAAUUUACGUAGAUCAUGCUUCUUUUUUGUCGGCAGGACGAAUGGGUUUUCCAUGGAAAGGCUGCGUUUUUGUUGCUAGGGGAACCAGGGGACGGUCGUGGUGUGGUGCCCGCACAAGUUUGGCAUGCGCCAAACGACGGAAUACCGCGUUUAGGAAGAAAAGGGAGGGGGAGGGUGGGAAGGGGCGUUUGAAGAAACUUACCCCCCCCCCCUCCCGGUCUACUCUCAAUCAGGGUGAGGAUGUUCACAGAAUGAGCUAAGAGAACUUCGAAAAGUUAACAAUCGCCGUGUUUUUUUUGUUUUCUUGCUUGUGAGAAUCUGGUGGUCGAGACCGCGCUCUGUGUAAGGGCUCUUGUGUUCGUUCUGGAACACGAGGCCCCACCAGAUCGUCUUGCUGAAGUGGGAGGAAGAUGGGAACAUCUUGCCGCACGAGUAUCUGCGCCCGCGGAAAAAAUGCGGCGAGUUUCCCUUUCACUGAUCCGUCGUAGAAUCUCGUGAGCUCUGGUUGUGCGAGACUUUUCAUUUCGCCAGUGCGUGGGCAUAUGCGCAGAGCACGGAGAUGUGCGAAACCGGUUCUCAUCCUUUUUCCUCCACAAGAUAUGCAAAUGCUCUAACACUGCUGUGGUUGGCAGGGUGCACGGCCUUGUUUUCU
Ectocarpus sp. CCAP 1310/34 is the source of this 1108-nucleotide messenger RNA. The record is from the annotation of a GenBank genome assembly. Lineage: Eukaryota; Phaeophyceae; Ectocarpales; Ectocarpaceae.